Molecule: messenger RNA, 782 nt
Organism: Tinamus guttatus (white-throated tinamou)
Lineage: Eukaryota; Metazoa; Chordata; Aves; Tinamiformes; Tinamidae
Source: RefSeq, a predicted model, not a curated record
GUGCUCAACCGCAGCGACUCGUCCGCCUCGCUCAGCACCUGCGCCGGGCUGGUUGGCUACAUCCAGAUAGGACCAGAGCACAUGCUAAUACAACCAGUAAAUAUGUCGGAGACCUCCUUUAGUGGAAAGGAACACUUCAUCAGGCACCGACGAUCUGCAAGGUCAAGUCAUCCCAUGAAGUUGCAAGUUCCUGAUGAGCACUGCAAGGUUGUAGCAGAAAAGAAGAGACAAAAGAAGAUGAAAACAACUAGUGACUGGAGGGAGAGAAGAAAUGCCAUUCGACUCACCAACGAGUACACAGUAGAAACUCUGGUGGUGGCAGAUGCUGAUAUGGUCCAAUACCAUGGUGCAGAGGCUGCCCAAAGAUUCAUCCUCACGGUUAUGAACAUGGUGUACAACAUGUUUCAACAUCAAAGCCUUGGAAUUAAAGUCAACAUUCGAGUGACCAAGUUAGUCCUGCUUCGAAACCGUCCUGCAAAAUUGUCUAUCGGGCAUCAUGGAGAGAGGUCUUUGGAGAGCUUCUGUCACUGGCAAAAUGAAGAAUAUGGUGGAGCAAAAUACCUUGGCAACAACCAGGUUCCUGGUGCAAGAGAUGAUACCCCUCCUGUGGAUGCUGCUGUUUUUGUAACCAGGACAGAUUUCUGCGUACACAAAGAUGAGCCUUGUGACACCGUGGGGAUUGCUUACCUGGGAGGUGUCUGCAGUGCCAAGAGAAAAUGUGUUCUUGCUGAAGACAAUGGUCUCAAUCUGGCAUUUACAAUUGCACAUGAACUCGGGCACAA